Messenger RNA from Plenodomus lingam JN3, 360 nucleotides. The record is from RefSeq and is a predicted model, not a curated record. Lineage: Eukaryota; Fungi; Ascomycota; Dothideomycetes; Pleosporales; Leptosphaeriaceae.
AUGGCACACACCCCUUGCCUUCGCAAAACCAGCACAACAUAUCCCCUCGCAAAUACUAUCCACCCCACCUCAAUCAAACAGCCCAGAAGUACACCACACGCGCGAUCAAAACUCCAAAACACCACACAAAGUAACCCCAACCCCCUCCCGCCACUCUCCCUCCAGCUCCAGCUCCAGCUCCAGCUCCCACCCAUCACGGUAACCCGCGCCGCGCCACCCACAGCCCGCGUAAACCCAAAGCCCUACUCACAAGGGAAGGGAGGCCCGCCUUCCGACCCACAAACUUUCACACGACACGCAUGUGUCUACGGUACAAAGGAACUUGGGUACCGUAGCGGGGUUGCCGCCGGUGCCGGAUGA